AUGCCGCCCCCUGUUACUUGGAGGUCACUCGGCGCCGCAGAUACAAAAGCUGUGAAAAGCCCUUGCUCACCUCCUACGGCGAAGAACAACGCUGCUCAGACAGGCUGUUUGUGCCGCCGCCAAACCACACUCACCUUGAACCCACAACCACAGCCUCAGAACCACAGCCUCAGAACCACAGCCUCAGAACCACAGCCUCAGAACCACAGCCUCAGAACCACAGCCUCAGAACCACAGCCUCAGAACCACAGCCUCAGAACCGCAGCCUCAGAACCACAGCCUCAGAACCACAGCCUCAGAACCACAGCCUCAGAACCACAGCCUCAGAACCACAGCCUCAGAACCACAGCCUCAGAACCACAGCCUCAGAACCACAGCCUCAGAACCGCAGCCUCAGAACCACAGCCUCAAAUCCAUUACUAUUCUUCACCUUGA
This is a messenger RNA of Knipowitschia caucasica, 435 nucleotides long. NCBI's taxonomy places the organism in Eukaryota, Metazoa, Chordata, Actinopteri, Gobiiformes, Gobiidae. The record is from the annotation of a GenBank genome assembly.